Molecule: messenger RNA, 1642 nt
Organism: Sorghum bicolor (sorghum)
Lineage: Eukaryota; Viridiplantae; Streptophyta; Magnoliopsida; Poales; Poaceae
Exons: 3
Coding region: 211-1389 (392 amino acids)
Source: RefSeq, a predicted model, not a curated record
UCAAAUCUCAAUACUAACAGAUGCGUGGUCGUCUCCGCAUUUCGUGCCCCUGCGCGAGGCUCGCGCUAGCUCUAUAAGUAGUUACACGAGACUCGGCGCGGCCUUGCUCGUGAGACUGUUCCAUCGAGCUAUACCAGCUCGAGAGCUCGGUUGGCGUCCCCGAAGCAGCUCGAGAGCUCAGUUCGCUUCGCGUCCCCAAAGGAGGGAGGCAUGGAGCUCAUGAGAAGGGAACCUCAACAGUCAAGCAUGGCGGGCCGCACGAGGUCACGUUGCCCCGUGCUGCUGCUCUUCCUCGUCGGUGUGGCUGCUCGAGUGGCUUCAGGCGUCGUCACCGACGGCCUAUUACCAAAUGGCAAUUUUGAGUUCGGACCGGCCAAGUCGGAUCUGAACGGCACUAGGGUAAUGGGUCAAAACUCCAUACCGAACUGGGAGAUCUCCGGGUUCGUGGAGUACAUCGGGUCCGGGCAGCAGCAGGACGACAUGAUCCUCCCGGUGCCGGAAGGCGCAUACGCCGUGCGUCUGGGCAACGACGCAACCAUCCGGCAGAAGCUAAGCGUGAACCGGAAGACGACCUACUCCAUCACCUUCUGCGCGGCGCGCACCUGCGCGCAGGCCGAGCAGCUCAACGUGUCCGUCGCCGCGGAGUCCGGCGUCCUCCCGGUCCAGACCGUGUACACCAGCAGCGGGUGGGACUCCUACUCCUACGCCUUCAGAGCCAGGCACAGCACCGCGUGGCUCACCAUCCACAACCCCAGCCACGAGGACGACCCGGCGUGCGGCCCCCUCAUCGACUCCGUUGCCAUCAAGGCCCUCAACCCGCCGCAUCAUACCAAGGGUAACUUGCUGAGGAACGGAGACUUCGAGGAGGGGCCGUUCAUCUUCCCGGGCACGGCGUGGGGCGUGCUGGUGCCGCCGAUGGACGAGGACGACGUGUCACCGCUGCCAGGGUGGAUGGUCAUGUCGGACACCAAGGUGGUCAAGUACGUGGACGCGGCGCACCACGCGGUGCCGCGCGGCGCGCGCGCCGUGGAGCUGGUGGCCGGCAGGGAGGCCGCGCUGGUGCAGGAGGUCCGCGGCACCGUGCCCGGCCGGCGCUACCGCUUGUCGUUCUCGGUCGGGGACGCGGGGAACGGGUGCGAGGGGUCCUUGGCCGUGGAGGCGUACGCGGCGCGGGCGACGGCGAGGGCGACGUACGAGUCCCGCGGAACCGGCGGGAGCAUAAAGCGCGCCGCGGUCGUCGAGUUCGCGGCGAUCGCGAACCUCACGCGCGUGGUGUUUCAGAGCUACAACCACCACAUGAAGCCCGACGGCACGCUCUGCGGGCCGGUCGUGGACGACGUCUCCCUCGUCGGCCUGCGCAAGCACGCCGCGCGCCGGCUAUUCUUGUAGUCUGCGCUCUGCAGCAGUGGCGUACCUGCUGGUGCUUGAUGAGUUUGUAUUGGCAAUCCCGUACGUACAUGUGUAUGGCCAUUGGCCACUAGCUAACUGUACCUGCAAUGGCAAGCGGCGUAGAAUUUAUUUUGAUAUACUAUUCGAGAACCAGAUGUGCUUGUACAAUCUUGUGAUGGCAUGAUGCUGUUAUGCAUGGCUUUGACUAACGAUUGCGCCGAGGAACUGAUCUGCGAUUCAGAUGUACAGUACU